Messenger RNA from Moneuplotes crassus, 776 nucleotides. NCBI's taxonomy places the organism in Eukaryota, Ciliophora, Spirotrichea, Euplotida, Euplotidae. The record is from the annotation of a GenBank genome assembly.
UUUGUGAAAAUGUUUAGGGAUUUAUAGCAGAGAUUGGGCGACCCAGUCUUUAUCUUUGAAUGCUUUGUUGUCUUUUAGUUCUGCGGAGAUGUCGUUAGAUUUUGAAUUUGAUAAAUCUUUGGCUUCUUUCUUUUUAUCUGGCUUGACCUCAUCUUCGUCUUCCUCUUCAUCCUGGCUGACUUUCUCUAUCAUAUCACUAACGUAUUUUUCAGCAUCUCUUUUGUCGCUUUCUUUAGCUGAAGAAACUCUUGAUUGGGGCUCUUUUUGUUCAGGUUUCUUAGCAGCUUCAGUUGCUUUUUGUUCAUCUGUUUUAACACCUUUUGGAGCUUGAGGAGUCUCCUUUUUCUCCUCUUUUGGCUCUUUCUUCGGCUCUUCCUUUGACUCUUUCUUAGGUUCUUUCUUAGGUUCUUUCUUAGGCUCUUUCUUAGGUUCUUUCUUAGGCUCUUUCUUUGGUUCCUUCUUAGGUUCUGUCUUUGGUUCCUUCUUAGGCUCUGCCUUUGGUUCCUUCUUAGGCUCUGCCUUUGGUUCUUUCUUUGGCUCUUCUGAAACCUUUGGUGCUUCAUUUUUAGCUGGAGGAGGAAUUUCCUUCGAGCUCUGUCCAUCUACAGCUGUCAUCACACCCUUAUAAUCCAGAGGAAUUCCUUCAUCCUUUGCUUUAAAGUAUUCAUGGGCAUAGAGUAGUACAUCUUCAGGUUGGUUUCUCAAGACCUCCAUUGCGAAGUCAUGGAGGACCUCCAUGAACCCAUCUGGGACUGGGAAAAUUUUGCUAUAUCUGC